Messenger RNA from Didymodactylos carnosus, 1323 nucleotides. NCBI's taxonomy places the organism in Eukaryota, Metazoa, Rotifera, Eurotatoria, Philodinida, Philodinidae. The record is from the annotation of a GenBank genome assembly.
AUGACGGGCUAUCGAGAAUGUAUAUCGAUCCACGUGGGACAAGCUGGUGUUCAGAUUGGCAACGCUUGUUGGGAAUUGUAUUGUUUGGAGCAUGGAAUUGAGCCCGAUGGUACAUUUAGUAAAGAUCGCGAUAGUAGCCAUAUAAUAAAGUCCGUAUCAGAUUCUCGCGAAACCUCGUUUAGUACAUUUUUUAGCGAAACAGGCAAUGGACGUUAUGUGCCUCGUGCUGUAUUUAUUGAUCUUGAACCUACAGUUAUCGCUAACAAUUACGCUCGUGGGCAUUACACCAUAGGAAAAGAAAUUGUUGAUACUGUAUUAGAUAAAAUGAGAAAAAUAGCCGAACAAUGCACAGGACUUCAAGGAUUUCUUGUUUUUCAUUCAUUUGGUGGUGGUACUGGUUCAGGAUUCACAUCGCUACUCAUGGAACGAUUGAGUCUUGAUUAUGGAAAAAAGUCGAAACUGGAAUUUGCAAUUUAUCCUGCACCUCAAGUUUCAACCGCCGUUGUUGAACCUUACAAUUCUAUUUUAACUACUCAUUGUACACUUGAACAUACCGAUUGUGCAUUUAUGGUCGAUAAUGAAGCUAUUUAUGAUUUAUGUCGACGAAACUUGAAUAUUGAACGUCCUUCGUAUACGAAUUUAAAUCGUUUAAUAGCACAGAUCGUCAGUUCAAUAACAGCAUCUCUUCGUUUUGAUGGUGCAUUGAACGUUGAUCUAACGGAAUUUCAAACAAAUCUUGUACCGUAUCCAAGAAUACAUUUUCCUCUUGUUACGUAUGCGCCUAUUAGUAGUGUUGAGAAAGCUGGCCAUGAGGCGUUCUCCGUUCAAGAUAUAACAAGUGCUUGUUUUGAACCGACAAAUCAAAUGGUUAAAUGUGAUCCUCGUAAUGGAAAAUAUAUGGCCUGCUGUCUAUUGUUUCGAGGAGACGUUGUUCCGAAAGAUGUAAAUACAGCUAUAGCACAAAUAAAAACAAAAAGAUCGAUCCAAUUCGUUGAUUGGUGUCCAACAGGCUUUAAAGUUGGUAUUAAUUAUCAACCUCCAGCGGCUAUACCAGGUGGUGAUCUGGCAAAAGUUCCGCGUGCUGUAUGCAUGAUAUCAAAUACGACAGCUAUUGCUGAAGCAUGGGCGCGUCUUGAUCAUAAAUUUGAUUUGAUGUAUGCUAAACGGGCAUUCGUACAUUGGUAUGUUGGUGAAGGUAUGGAAGAAGGGGAAUUUGCUGAAGCACGUGAAGAUUUAGCUGCAUUAGAAAAAGAUUAUGAAGAAGUCGGUCUUGAUUCAGCAGACGAAAGUCAUGGUGGUGGUGGCGAUGCUGAGGAAUAUUGA